AUGAAGAGGUUGCUGGUCAGCUAUCAGAAAAGUGUUCCCCGGGAUGAAUGCGUUUGGAGGAAGGUUCAGGGUGUUGGUUUGGCGGGUACUUACUACGAAAGGCAGACCAUCUAUAAUUACGUCCGUAGUUUGAUGGCGCUACCUUUUCUACCCGCCAACCACAUGCGAGCUGCCUUCGACAAGUUGUGUCUGAUGGCAAACACGGACCCUUUACGGGAACUCGUUUCGUAUGGAUGGCACAGGCGUCGUAAUUCAAGGUGUAUGGUAGCGGGUCUCAGCUUUUAUAUUUUAGUACCAAUUUUAAAGGAAGAGGGAGAAUUGAUAGACAUGCAGUGGAAAAUGGUUGAAGAAGGUGUGGAUUUUAGAAAUUGUAGAAAAAUAUAUUGUAAAAUAAACGCUAAGAUAUUUGAAGCCUGGGGGUAAUACACUGAUUGAUCCAUCACAACGAGUGCCUUUUUAAAACUAGCGGGUAACUUAUAUGGCCAUAAAUAGUUAAUUUACUGAAAUUUAUGUACAAAUGAAUAUAAUUGAUUAUUUAAUGAAAUAGUUUA
Patella vulgata (common limpet) is the source of this 551-nucleotide messenger RNA. RefSeq lists its product as uncharacterized. Lineage: Eukaryota; Metazoa; Mollusca; Gastropoda; Patellidae. Bases 1 to 423 code for a protein of 140 amino acids. The record is from RefSeq and is a predicted model, not a curated record. The transcript is spliced from 3 exons.